Messenger RNA from Tetrahymena thermophila SB210, 1797 nucleotides. RefSeq lists its product as hypothetical. The transcript is spliced from 3 exons. The record is from RefSeq and is a predicted model, not a curated record. Lineage: Eukaryota; Ciliophora; Oligohymenophorea; Hymenostomatida; Tetrahymenidae.
AUGCAGCAAGCUUAAGCAGAAUUUUGUUAAGGAAAUUUGCUUUUCUUUCAAUAAUACCAAAAUCCAAACGAAUUAGAAAGGCAUAAUUCUUCUACUAAUAAUAACAUGUAUUUAAGCCCAAAUUUUGUGCCUGCAUGUUACAAUUAAAUCUCGUUGGAGCACAGAGCAUCACUUUGCGAAAGCUCUGGGAAGAUGAGCAUUGAGAACGAGCCCAAUGGGAAUCUUUCAAAUCAUUUCAACCCUCGCUCGUUAGACAAAAACAAUCAAGAGGAGCAGAAAGACUAAAGUGAUGCUGACAAUUCAGAAGAACAUAUAAGCUUAGAAAAAAGUUUUGAAAAAAGCCCAAUUUUCAAAAAAUUGAACAUUGUUUUUAACUUAGAUAUUAUUGAUAACUAACUUCAUAAUUUGCCUUAAAAUAAUAUUUUAGUGGACUAAGACAAAGACUAAAAACAAGAGCAGUUGACUCAGCAGGAAAUACAACAAGUGAAUCAAUAAUAAAGAUUACCUCCUCUUACAGAAGAAAAGAGCAGCAUUAUUAGCACAUUUCUAAAUAAUAAAAAUUAAUAAUUCAUGCAAAAUAAGAUUGAAGAAGUAGUUGAAUAAGUGUUUAGCUCAGAUUAAAUUAGUGUUAUAAAUAACUCUAAUAUAAGUAGAAGCGAAGAGGAAGCUUUUCUUAUUAAUUAAGCCUAACAAGAAGAGCAAAAUACCUUCAAUUAAUCAAUAAAAACGAAUAGUUGCUUUUAAAAUUAAAAAUAGUAACAACAACAAAAAGAAAUUGAGUAGCACAGCGAUGAUAUCAGCAACUUCCAUAAUAUUUAUGAAAAAAUGAACAGAAAAAAGAUAAAAAAUAAUAAUGAGUAGGCUGCAGUGUAGCUUCAAUAAAGGUUGCUGGUUGAUGAUAAAAUCAAUAAAAAUCCCCGUUAUCACUCAGCUCAUAUAAAAGAAGAAAAAAAGUAAUCAUUGUAAACACAAUAAAAAAAUUAUUAAAUUAAUUAAAUAUCUAAUUAAUAAGACCAUACUUUAUCUAGUAAACCUUUUUUAAAUAAUCCUCUUUUUAGCUCUAAUAAUUUCUAGUCAAUCCAAUCAAAUCUUCUAAAUCCUACUAUCGAAAUUCCUUCUAAGAUUAGCUCAACCCUUUUUUAAAAUUAAAAUACUCUUUUUGGAGAUAGCCUUAAUUAUCAAAGAGACCACACCAAAAUAAUAAAUUCUUAGUCCAACAAAACAUCACCAAAUAAAAUGUAUGACCCUUUCACAUUCUUGUAAAAGUCACUGGAAAUAAAUCAAACUCUUUAGUAAAAUUUGAAUUAAGUCCAUUCUAUUGAAACGCUAAACUAAAACACAUUUGAUUCCUUGAAAGAAAAAGUAGCUCAAAAUAAUAUUUAAUAUUAGCCUCAAUAAUAACAAAACAAUUUGAAUAAUUAUUAAACAAAAGACUUAUUCGAGCCAUAUUUAAAGAUGUGUAAUUUCUACGAACCCAGUGAUUAAAUAGACUCAAAUAACAUAUUCAUCAACCAUCAAGAGUAUACUGAAAUCUAAGAAAAGCCAAGCAGUUCUAAACAAAGAGCCAAUUUCCUUAGUGAAAAAAACAGUGACGAGCAAGACCAAGAAAAUUUUAGCGAUAUAGAAAGUGUUAGCUCCAAUCCAAACAAUACAAAAAGUUAUAUUUCUUCUCAAGACGAUAUUGAUGAUUUAUUGAGAUUAGAUGAUAUAGAUCUGAACGAUUUUUCAGAUGUUUACUGCAAAUAGCAUAAUUAAAACAAUAGUUAAAAUAUCGACUAACCAUAAGAAAACAAAUGA